This is a messenger RNA of Porites lobata, 573 nucleotides long. The record is from the annotation of a GenBank genome assembly. Lineage: Eukaryota; Metazoa; Cnidaria; Anthozoa; Scleractinia; Poritidae.
AUGGGUGCGCAUUAUAAAAAUACCACACUUUUGAUUGGCUCUGAGCAAGACUUUGGAAUAAAAAAGAUCUAUUUCCAUCAAGAAUACAACAGCCUGGCCCGUUACAAUUUUGACAUUGCCCUUAUUCGCUUGGACCGACCUGCCAUUGUUCAAGACGGUGUAGGUCUGGUAUGUCUUCCCGACGACAAUAUCAGCUUUCCCCCCGGAUCUGAAUUUUGGAUAACCGGCUGGGGAACACUAAAACCAGGGGGACCAUCACCAGACGAACUCCAGCAGGCCAAGGUCCCCUUGGUAUCGAAUCAAAAUUGUACCAAGAAUGGCUCGUAUGCAGCACACCAGAUUACCCCCGAAAUGCUAUGCGCAGGGUUUCCAGAGGGAGGCAUAGAUGCUUGCCAGGGUGACUCAGGUGGACCACUAGUGUGCGAGGAUAACGGCAAAUGGUAUCUUGUGGGAGAUACUAGCUGGGGCAAGAGCUGUGCUGAGCCAAACUAUUAUGGGAUUUACGCCAGACUGGCGCUUCUUAAGGAUUGGGUCUUCCAUGUGAUGGCCCAUCCGGAUAGUUAUUCUCAGUGA